Molecule: messenger RNA, 1446 nt
Organism: Coffea eugenioides
Lineage: Eukaryota; Viridiplantae; Streptophyta; Magnoliopsida; Gentianales; Rubiaceae
Product: heterodimeric geranylgeranyl pyrophosphate synthase small subunit, chloroplastic-like
Exons: 1
Coding region: 335-1258 (307 amino acids)
Biological process (GO): isoprenoid biosynthetic process
Molecular function (GO): prenyltransferase activity
Source: RefSeq, a predicted model, not a curated record
GAACCAUUCUACACAUGAAACUUCCAAACAAACGUUAGUUGGCGAAAAAUGUCAAUCAAUCGCUCAUGUCUCACGCGGUUCCAUUACCAUUACUAAAAUAGCGUGAGACCUAAGGCAGUAUACAAACCCGUGCCCCGCGUGCUCAUGCACCACCACCACCCAAAAAAAAAAAAGAAAAAAAGAAAGAGUAAGCCAUAAAAACGAAAUCUUGACUUCAUCUAUAAAGAGUAAGUCUCCCGCACCAGUUGCAAAAAAAAUAUUAGCCUGCAAGAUCCGGAGUCAUCAGCGGUAGUACUAUAUCAUUUCCAUAUACUCCUAUCUAAGCGAAGAGAAGAUGGCUAGAGCUCUUUCAACUUGCAAUGGAAGGGCGAAUCUUUUCGGGUCCUCCACAUCAAAUCUUCUUAGCCCUUCGUCAGUAUGCUACAGGCCUCUGGUGGUCAGAAUGUCCCGAGAGCAACCUUACUGGGCAAAUAUCGAAGCGGACGUCGAAACACAUCUAAAGGAAGCCAUCCCAAUCCGGCAUCCGGUUUCGGUCUUCGAGCCCAUGCAUCAUCUAGCCUUUGCAGCGCCGAGAACCACAGCCCCGGCCCUGUGCAUUGCUGCUUGUGAACUCGUCGGCGGCCACCGGAGCCAGGCCAUGGCUGCGGCGUCUGCUAUUCAGCUCAUGCAUGCAGCUGCGUCUGCUCACGAGCGGCUUCCCUUGACCGACAGGACCAGGCCCAAGACCAAGCCCGCAACGGAACGUAAGUUCGGCCCCAAUAUUGAGCUCCUGACCGGGGACGGAAUCGUGCCAUUUGGGUUCUUGCUGCUGGCUGAUUCGCUGGAUUCAGCCCAAAACAAUCCGGAUCGGGUGUUGAGGGUAAUGACCGAAAUCGCCCGGGCCACAGGAUCGCAGGGGGUGGUGGAUGGCCAAUUCAGGGAAUUCAUCAUCAGCCAAUCGGAUGAGGAAGAGGCGGUCGAUGCGAGCUCGAUUGAGUAUGUGAGCAGGAAGAAAGAAGGUGAACUGCAUGCUUGUGCUGCAGCUUGUGGAGCAAUAUUAGGAGGCGGCAGCGAGGCAGAAAUCGAGAAGUUGAGAAGCUAUGGACUCUAUGCCGGAACCAUACAAGGAAUGCUAUUUGGGAUUGGAAGAAAUCAAAAGGGAGUGCGAGAAAUGGUGGAAAAUUUGAGAGCACUGGCCCUGAAAGAAGUGGAGAGUUUCAAGAACAGAGAAAUUGAGGCAAUUUCUAGCUUGGUGGAGCCUGAACUCAGCUUCGUCUAGAGCCUCAUAUUUUACGUAGUGUACGUACCUAUCAAAAAUGAUAAUAAAUGUCAUUACCAAAACCAAAAGAAAAGAAAUUUCAAAGAUGAAGUGUGAAGACAAAAUAUGAUGUAAUGUGUCUGGCUGCAUGUGUGACAUCUUCUUCUUCUGUUUGAUUACGAGAAAGCAACUAGAUACUCUUCCUGUGA